Molecule: messenger RNA, 2048 nt
Organism: Saccostrea echinata
Lineage: Eukaryota; Metazoa; Mollusca; Bivalvia; Ostreida; Ostreidae
Exons: 14
Coding region: 131-1798 (555 amino acids)
Molecular function (GO): carbohydrate binding
Source: RefSeq, a predicted model, not a curated record
UGUGUCUUAUCAAUGAGGUGCGUGUCAGGAUUCCCCGCCUUGGAGUUCCAGAGUUGAAGGUCGUUCGUGCAGUGAUUAGAGUGCAUUCUGUUUCUCAGACUGCGGCUGUGUUUUAUUAGGUCUCCGAAACAUGACUUACCAGAUCAGCAAAAUCGCGCAGCCUUUCUCCAGCUAUAUCCCUAAUGGGCUUCACAUCGGUAAACAGAUCCUUCUGCGAGGCCGGGUCUCUUACGGAACAGAAGCGUUUGCCAUAAAUCUUCAGCAGAAUGCAGAGCCAUGUGAUGGAGAAGUUGCAUUCCACUUCAACCCACGCCCCGGGGAGCAACAAUGCGUGCGCAACUCGUUCGAUGGAGGAAAUUGGAUGGACGAAGAGAGAGACCAACCCCACUUUCCGUUUGAUGAAGGUCGAUCAUUUACACUCCGCAUAGAGGUGGCGGAAGAGGGAUUCCGAACUUACGUGAACGGAAAGCCGUACAUCAAUUUUAGCCACCGUCUGGAUAUGGGAAAUGUCCACUAUCUGUACUUGACGGAGGGAGCCGAGUUUUACGACAUCAGUUACCAAGACCGAUAUACACUUCCAUACAAAUCUGAGAUUCCACAGCAGAUGAAUGUAGGGAAAGCUGUUAGAAUCCGCGGAGCAUCUCAAGACAACGAUGGCUUUAGUGUCAACUUUGCCUGCGACCCUGACAAUGAAAACUGCGCCUUUCAUUUUAACCCUCGACCAAACGAGGGCGUGGUUGUCCGUAACGCUAAUCUCGGGGGAUGGGGAGAUGAAGAGAGGGAUAAUGACGCAGAGUUCCCUUUUAACCCGUACAACUACUUCGACGCAAUGUUCGUCUGCACUGACGAUAAAUAUUUGGUUCAUGUGAAUGACAAGUAUUUCACGGAGUUCAACCAUCGGGGCGGCGUAAAUGAUGCUUCGUACUUCAACAUUGUGGGUAACAUGGACAUUCAGGAUGUGGAGUACUACGAGCCAUUGGAAGACGACUUUGUGAAAACUAUUCAUUCCGGUCUGGUAAAAGGGGACGUCUUGAUCUUUAGGGGAUUUAUGAAACCCGGAGGAGAUACGUUCUCCAUAAAUCUAAUGAAUGGCUUCAGUGUGGAGGAUGAUAUUGCAUUCCACCUGAACCCGAGGGUCGGGGAGGGACAGGUGGUCAUGAAUUGCUGCAUGGGUGGGGACUGGGGUGAGGAGGAGAGAGAAGACAUCCCCUCCCCCAUAGCAAACGGAGAACCAUUCGAGGUCAAGAUAGUGGUGAAAAGGAACAAGUUCAAGGUGUAUUGCAAUGGCAAGAAGUGCAUGAAGUUUGGCGCCAGGGGAAAUCUGGAGGAUAUUAAGGGCGUGAACAUAAGGGGAGACGCAUUUGUGUAUGAAGUCAAGCUAGAGAGGAAACUGGAGGAUUCAUGGGAAUGUCUUCCCGGAGGUUUCCGAGUAGGUAGCUGGAUCGUUGUACAAGCAAUCCCCAAGAAAGGUUCCGAAGGAUUCGCCAUUAACUUGCGCACUGGUCCAGAUGACGGAAGUGACAUAGCUUUCCAUUUUAACCCCCGCCUUCAGGAGAACUGCACCAUUAGAAACUCGUGUAGUGGUGGUGACUGGGGAGGAGAAGAGAGAGAGCAACCCGGAUUCCCGUUUGAGAAGAAGGACACCUGUGAAAUAGCCAUCCAAGCACAACCAGACAAGUUUGUGACGUAUGUGAAUGGACAACGCUAUAUCGACUUCAAUCAUCGCCUACCGUUGGAGAGUAUCUGUUAUUUAGAAUUGACCGGAAGUGCUGACUUCUUUGAGCCAAAGUUUUUCUAAAGUAUUGCAGUGAAAAUGAAGAAAAACAUCAUCUUCUUGCUUGAUCGCUUCCUAUGAUUAUAUCAAAGCUUGUGGCUGCUUUGUUUACACUUGGACAUUACGUUUUCGGUUCUGCAUUUAGAGGUUAAGGAAAUCUCGCCGCAAUUACUUCACGUGACAGCUUCACGAGAUUUUUCAUGUUAAAGACAAUAAUUGUGAUGCCAACAACUGUGAUUUUCUAAGGUUAUUAAAUAAAUGACUUAGAUUUGAA